Molecule: messenger RNA, 1434 nt
Organism: Lasiodiplodia theobromae
Lineage: Eukaryota; Fungi; Ascomycota; Dothideomycetes; Botryosphaeriales; Botryosphaeriaceae
Product: Ca2+ H+ antiporter
Exons: 4
Coding region: 1-1434 (477 amino acids)
Biological process (GO): intracellular calcium ion homeostasis; calcium ion transmembrane transport
Cellular component (GO): fungal-type vacuole membrane
Molecular function (GO): calcium:proton antiporter activity
Source: RefSeq, a predicted model, not a curated record
AUGGCUCGCCGCACCCGCAUGAGCGAGAAACCGCGCGACGCUUCCGAGGCCACGGCCGUGGAGCGUGGCGGCACGAAGAAGCCCAAGCCUGCCGGCAAGCACAGGCUUCCGAUGUUCAACCACAACGGCCACCGUGUGACGACUGGCAUCCACCCCGAUGGCGAAAGCGGCCGCAGCGGCAUCCACCCCAUGCAUUUCUUCCGCAUCUGUUUCCGCAGCUCGGCUCCAUGGUCCAAAUACGCCAACUUGUUGUGGCCCGUUGUGCCUGUCGCCAUUGUCAUUGGUUUUGCCAAGCGCCAUGCGCACUCAGACCAUUGGAACCUCGCCAUCUUCAUCCUGAACUACAUUGCCAUGGUGCCUGCUGCCAAUCUGAUCGGCUUUGGUGGAGAGGAACUCGCCCGCAAGAUCCCCAAGGUCAUCGGCAUCGUCGUCGAGACCACCCUGGGCUCCAUCGUCGAGAUCGUCCUGUUCGCCAUUUUGAUCACCAAACCCGCCACCGAAACUUUCAACCCCGUCCAGAUCAUUCAGGCCGCCAUUCUCGGCUCAGUCCUGGCUAACUUGCUGCUGUGCAUUGGCCUGUGCUUCUUCUUCGGUGGUCUUAGGCGCGAGGAGCAAGAGUUCCACGAAGCAGUCAGUGAGGUCGGAAGCGGACUGAUGUUGGUAGCUGGAAUGGCUUUGAUCCUCCCUGCAGCUUACAUCAGCACGCUCCAGAACUCGGAGUAUGCUGGAUCCGGAAACUUUGAACUGGACGGCCUCAAGAUCAGCCGUGCAACGGCCAUCAUUCUCCUGAUCUCUUACCUGGUCUAUGUCUGGUUCCAGACGCACUCCCACCAUGGACUGUACGACGAGAUUUUCGAACACGACGAGCUGAAAGACGAGGAUCGCCACGAAGAUCUCAAGAAGGACAAGCUCACGUUGACUGAGUGCUUCAUCGCUCUCACCAUCGCCAUCGGAUGCGUCUGCUGCAUUGCGUACCUCCUUGUCGACCAGAUCCACUACAUCGUCGAGGUGCGCCAUGUCAAGGAUGCUUUCGUCGGUCUUAUCCUGGUUCCCGUUGUCGAGAAGGCGGCUGAACACCUGACGGCCAUCGAUGAGGCGUACGACAAUCAGAUGAACUUCGCGCUUGCCCACGUCCUUGGAGCAUGCAUUCAGACGGUCAUGCUUAACACGCCCAUUGUUGUCUUCAUCGGCUGGGGUCUCGGCAAGAACAUGAGUUUGGCGUUCGAGCCCUUCCAGGCCAUCGUCCUGAUCCUUGCUAUCUUGGUCGUUGGAAGCUUCCUGCGCGAUGGUAAGAGCAACUAUCUCGAAGGGUUCCUGUGCUUCAUCGCCUACCUCAUCAUCGCCGUCUGUACCUACUACUACCCCAACCCUACUCACGGGGCAUCGAGCUCCACUGAAUCGAGUACCUCGAGUACCUCGAGUGCCGGGCACUGA